This is a messenger RNA of Amoebophrya sp. A25, 394 nucleotides long. The record is from the annotation of a GenBank genome assembly. NCBI's taxonomy places the organism in Eukaryota, Dinophyceae, Syndiniales, Amoebophryaceae.
CUGUAUCAUGUCACCGAAAAAGUACAGGGCUAACGUUACAGAUUACCUCUUGGAAUGUCCGCAAUCCACGGAAUACAUCGGCAUUCAGCCCUUAGUAAAGGACGUCGGCACUCGCAUGCGCGUUAAUGGGGAAGACUUCGAGGUACAACUUAGAAUUAACACAUUUUAGCUCUGCUUUAUCUUCUUCCUCCUCGAGCUCCAGUAUCAAUUCUAAGAGAAUUUUGCUGAAGACUACUUCUGUUGAUGGAUGAAGUUGAUGGAUCUCGCCUUGGUGUCGUACUAGUAAUAUUCGUUCCUCCAGCUCUGUUCUCUGUCAACAUGAAUUUCAUGGAUUGAAAAACGAACCGCAUAUCAGGCAAACGAAGAGUUGGACCCCGUCCAUUUGGAAGCCGGC